Hevea brasiliensis (rubber tree) is the source of this 2482-nucleotide messenger RNA. RefSeq lists its product as uncharacterized. Bases 1172 to 1780 code for a protein of 202 amino acids. The record is from RefSeq and is a predicted model, not a curated record. The transcript has 2 exons. Lineage: Eukaryota; Viridiplantae; Streptophyta; Magnoliopsida; Malpighiales; Euphorbiaceae.
AAGUAAGUUAAAGAAAAGAACUGAGCUGACAAUGCAAAAUGAAGAAACGGUGCGGAGAAGCAUAAGUAAAACGGUGCGUGCUGGAAAGAUCUAAAGCAGAGCAAGAGAUGGAUUCCCGCAUUUCUCAACAGAUCUAACAGCAGAUUAGUUACGGCUGUAGUUAGUUAGAAACCCUUCCUUGCCUUGAAUUCAGCCUUGUUCUUUUCACCAAGGAUGCGAAAAUAAAGGGGGGAAGAGGGCGGACAGCGACUGUCCGUCGCCAACCAUGACAUUCCCGGCGUCAAUCGCACUUCCUCGCCUCUUACUCACUUCCUCCAGCGGUCGAUAAGCCCUUCUGUAAUCACAAUUGUAGUCGACGGACGGUUAACAGAGAGAAGAAAUUGAAGUUUUGAAGCUUGAAGCUGUACAUGGAAAUAUACAAAAGCAUGCGGGUAGAUAAGCAUCUUCAAUAUGAUCUAACAUCUUCAACUAUCAAAUAAUCUUUUCUAGUCCCUCUCAGUGGUACCUGCUAUAUUUAUAAAUGGAAUUCAACAUUAUGAGGAGGCAUACCAACGUGGGACAGAUGACUUUUUGUGUUCUUUUGCAUAAAAGAACUCAAUGAACUUCUGCAGGAACUUUAGUCUAUGGCUGGGGUAGAGUAACCCAGUUGUAGAUCCAACAAUAAAUCAAAAGCAAGUCCAGGAAUGAGUCCAAAAACAAGCGGGUUAUUUGAGGAUUCUUCAAGAAUAGGAUUGGUAGUUUGUGUUUAAUCACAACAAAAUUGCUGUAUAAUUGAACCACACAAUCCUGGAUUGCCCAAGAAAUUGGAGACAGGAAAAAUGUCGAACUAGCCUUUAUAGGUACUUGUAGAUCGUUGUCUACAACAUCGAACCAAGACUUUAUGAAAAGAGAGUCACAUUUAGAGACUUUCAAAAGUGGGCAACAUAGAAGCCAAAUUGACUUCCUCUCAACCAGGAAAAUAAAAAGAGCUCUAUGCAAGGAUUGUAAGGUCAUUCCAGGAGAGGCUUUAAAAAGUCAACAUUAGUUAAUGGUCUUGGAUGUCAAGUUUAGGAACAAUUUAAGUAAGGUCAAAAGAAAUAGGGUAGCUUGAACAAAGUGGUGGGAGUUCAAAGGAGUAAGGCAAAUGAAGUUCAAAAAUGAGCUUCUCAAGUCCGAAGCAUGAAAGCUGGAUAUGGAGGCCAAUGAUAUGUGGCUACAGAUUGCAUCAAAGAUUAGAGAAGUAGCUAGAAAAGUACUUGGAGAGUAUAGAGGACAUGGACCACCCUCAAAAGAGAGAUGGUGGUGGAAUGAGGAAGUACAAAAGGCAGUGAAGAGAAAGAAGGAAUGGUAUAAGAAAUUACCUAAAUGUGAUAAUAAUGAGGCAUAUGAACAGUACAAGAUAGCAAAGAAAAAUGCCAAAAAAGCAGUUAGUCAAGUAAGAGCGCAAGCCUUUGAAAAGUUAUAUGAGAAACUUGGAACUAAGGAAUGGGAGAAAUAUAUUUAUAGAUUAGCAAGGAGAAGAGAAAAGAAAUGUAAAGAUCUCAAUCAAGUUAGGUGCAUUAAGGAUAAAGAAGGAAAAAUAUUGGUGAAAGAUGAGGAUAUUAAAGAAAGAUGGAGAAAUUAUUUUGAUGAUCUCUUUAACAAUAGUCAAAUUUGUAAUAGCGUGAACAUAGACUAUAGAACAAUAGAAAAGAAUGUGAAUUAUACUAGAAGGAUUAGAUCUUUAAAAGUGAAGGAAGCACUUAAGAGAAUGAAAGUGGGUAAAGCCUGUGAAUCCGAUGGAAUACCAAUUGAACUGUGAAAGUGUUUGGGAGAUAUUGGAGUGGCAUGGUUAACUAAAUUAUUUAAUAAGAUUCUAAACUCAAAGAAAAUGUUUGAUUAAUGGAGGAGGAGUAUUUUAGUACCUAUUUUUAAAAAUAAAGAAAACAUACAGAGUUGCUCAAACUAUAGGAGAAUUAAACUCAUGAGCCAUAUUAUGAAGUUGUGGGAGAGAGUUGUGGAGCAUCGACUACAUCAUGAUACUUCUAUCUCUCCCAAUUAAUUUGGCUUUAUGCCCGGUCGUUCAACUAUAGAAGCGAUCUUUCUCAUUAGAAGCUUGAUGGAGAAAUAUAGAGAUGUGAAAAAAGAUCUAUAAAUGGUUUUUAUUGAUUUGGAGAAGGCUUAUGAUAAUGUUCUAACAGAUGUCUUAUGGAGAGUGUUACACUACAAGAAUUUGCCAGAAUAGAAACUGAAAUUAGAAACGGAUUUAUAUCGGUUUGUAAUUUGAAACGGAUUUAUAUCGGUUUGUAAUUUGAAACGGAUUUUGAAAUGGAAAUUGAACAAUAUGAAUCAAAUAUAUUAGAAACCGAUUAGCAACGGAUUUAAAACCGAAAUUAGAAACGGAAAAUUAUCCGUUUCUAAAGCAUGUGCUGAAAUUUGGCGGUAAAUUAAAUGUCCGUUUAGAAAUCGCUUAGAAACUGAUAUCUGAAACCAAUUUCGGUCGGUUUCUAAUUCUUUAUAUUUA